AUGGAGAAUGAGAGAGAGAAGGGGAACGAGAGCGAGGAAAAUCAAGGAGGAGAGAGAGCUAGCUCUUGGAGGCAAGGACGGACGAGAGGAAUUUAUUUGUGUGGAAUUGGCGACUUCCUCACAAUGCACCCAAGAGCGAACUGUAUAAGCUUUAUUGGUGGAGAUACUGGAAUUUCAAUUUCAAAGAAGUUAGGCAUGAUCCCUUUGCAAAUGGAGUUGGGAGGAAAAGAUGCCUUCAUUGUGCUUGAAGAUGCUGACCUUGAUUUGGUGGCUUCAAACAUUAUAAAAGGAGGCUUCUCUUAUAGUGGUCAGAGGUGCACUGCUGUCAAGGUUGUCCUAGUAAUGGAAUCUGUCGUCGAUGCUUUAGUGGAGAAAGUUAAGGCUAAGGUGGCAAAACUGACUGUCGAACCACCUGAAAAUAACUGUGAUAUCACUCCAGUUGUGAUAGAGUCAUCGGCAAACUAUAUUGAAGGUCUUGUAAUGGAUGCUAAAGAGAAAGGAGCAACAUUCUGCCAAGAGUACAAAUAG
This is a messenger RNA of Prosopis cineraria, 528 nucleotides long. RefSeq names its product NADP-dependent glyceraldehyde-3-phosphate dehydrogenase-like. The transcript is spliced from 2 exons. The record is from RefSeq and is a predicted model, not a curated record. Gene Ontology annotation, molecular function: lactaldehyde dehydrogenase (NAD+) activity. Lineage: Eukaryota; Viridiplantae; Streptophyta; Magnoliopsida; Fabales; Fabaceae. Bases 1 to 528 code for a protein of 175 amino acids.